This is a messenger RNA of Neltuma alba, 408 nucleotides long. RefSeq lists its product as uncharacterized. The record is from RefSeq and is a predicted model, not a curated record. Lineage: Eukaryota; Viridiplantae; Streptophyta; Magnoliopsida; Fabales; Fabaceae. The transcript has 2 exons. Bases 1 to 408 code for a protein of 135 amino acids.
AUGAUGCAUUAUGGGCCUACUGCACCGCACACAAGACCCCAAUUUGUAUGUCUCCGUAUCGGAUCAUCUAUGGAAGCUGGCCUGAACCGACUCCUUCAAAUUUGGGAACUUACAGAAAUACGGUUAGACGCCUAUAACAGUUUAGAUAUCUACAAGCAGAAAACCAAGCUUGUCCAUGAUGCCAACAUCCUGAGGAAGAAAUUCAAGAAGGGUGACAAGGCAUUGAGGUAUCAAGCUCGAUUCAAAUUCAAAAAGGGUAAGUUCAAGACGAGCUGGGAUGGACCCUACAUUAUGACAAAAGUACAUAACUUCGGGAUGAUAGAGCUGAAUGAGGAGGCCACAGGCAAAAUGUUUUACUGCAACGGUCAUCUCCUUAAGCUCUAUGAAGAGCCCGCGCCGCCUUCUUAA